GUAUCAGUGUAUGCACAGCUUCAACGACAAAGAAGAGUUUGUAUGGUUGUGCUGUUUAUUUUGUGAGGGCACUGGAUAAACACACUUGACUUGGGUUUUGAUCGAGCAUCGCCCACUCCACUGCACUAGUGGCUAAAACAGUUGUAAUUUCUAAGUCCCUCCGUGAGCCUGUCGUUGUUUUUCACCUAUUGUACUUUUGCCUGUUUUGCAGCGCCACGUUGUUCUAGUAAAAUACGUCCGGCACAACCAGUGAAAGUGUCAAAAGGCACAAUUUUGUCAUUCUGUCCAUUUCCCAUUCAAUGCUGGUUGUAGUGCUCUGGCAUAGUCGUGCGAUAGCCGAGACAUCCUCCGACUGUUCCGAGUGCAGCUCGAUUGUCACCGUUUCGUAACUGCUCGUAUCAAGCCAUUUCCAGUUCUUGCUGUUGUGUAGCUGAUGCUGGAUCUGGCAAGAUGCCUGAGCAGAAUAGUAUGUCCCUAGCGUUCUCUACGCCUAUGAAGUCCUUUCCUCGCGGCAACGAGCCAGCAGCAAUAACUCCUGGCCUGGACAUUUCGCCGGUUCAAGACAUAGCAGAUAGGGAUCAUCGGAGAUUUUCCACUGUCGACGAAAGAGACUUUGCUGACCACCACCGGCGCAAUGUCUACGUUGGACUUCACAUGAGCAUGAACGGCUUGGAUGAGACACCGGGGUCAGGUGACGGCAGCGGUCGACAUCACCAUCAUCACCACCGACGGCAUCAUUCUCGUAGCCACCACCGCGGUGAGCGUAGCCAUCACCACAAUGGACACCACCACCAUCAUCAUCACCACAAACACCGUCAUCGCUCUGAUGGCAGUGCCGCUCCACUUACUCCAUCGUUCAAUUCUGAUGGAAAGCCAGUACAAGGUCCGGGGGACAGGGUCAGAACCCUACUUGCUGAGGAUCUGACCGUGAAUGGACAUGAAAUUGAAACACAUGAGUUGUUCACCGAACUGGAAGAAUUACAAGUCGAGGAUGGCGUGAUGGAGUGGAAAGAAACGGCCCGCUGGGUGAAGUACGAGGAAGAUGUUGAGUGGGGUGGGCAGAAGUGGAGCAAGCCGCACGUUGCAGCGCUCUCGCUACACUCUCUCUUUGAGCUGAGGAGCUGUAUUCUUCAAGGAACCGUGCUCUUGAAUAUGAAUGCUUCUGAUUUGACAGCCAUUGCUGACUUAGUAUUGGAUGAUCUCGUUGCAACCACUCAGUUGGAGGAGGCCAACCGACACUUGGUACGCACAGCUCUUCUCUGUCGACACACUCAUCAAAACCAGUCUUCCCAGCGCCCAAAGCUGCUACGACGCAACACCAGUGAAGACGGUCAUCGUAAAACAAGCAGUGUUCCGACGGCAGCGGCUGUGGAUGGGCUCUUGGCACCUGAUCACAGCCAGCUACGGGAGAACUCAUUGCCGGAUGGCAGCAGUCCAUCCACUGUACGCAAGCCAGCUCCAGCAGAAUCUCACUUCAUGAAAAAAUUGCCUCCCAAUUCUGAGGCAUCCAAUGUGCUUGUGGGACAAGUUGACUUCCUGACCCGGCCACUGAUCGCCUUUGUCCGCUUAGCGGAGUCGGUUGUUUUGGGUGAUCUGACCGAGGUGCCGUUGCCUACUCGCUUCCUCUUCAUCUUGCUGGGCCCGAAAGGCGAGGAGGAACGCUAUCACGAGAUUGGCCGCUCCAUUUCGACACUGAUGUCCGAUCCGAUCUUUCACAACGUAGCCUAUCGAGCAACUUGCCGUGCUGAUCUGCUGGCUGGUGUGGAUGAAUUCCUUGAUCAGGUUGUUGUCCUUCCACCGGGUGAGUGGGACCCAACCAUUCGCCUUGCACCACCGGCAAGUCCUCGCAAAGCCGCCGAGCGCCUCAUGGCCAACGCUCGCGCUCCAGCUCCCUCGAGGGAGAAACGCCAGAAGGGGCAUGGCGGCAACGGGGGUAGCAACAACUGCGCUGAAGGCGAAGACGAAGACCCAGGAAAGGACCUUCAUCAUGCUGGCCUGAAGCGAACUAGACGGUGCUUUGGUGGUCUGGUGGGUGAUAUUAAGAGGCGCUGGCCGUGGUAUUUCUGGAGUGACUUCACGGAUGCCGUGCAUGUGCAAACCAUCCCUGCCAUCAUUUUCAUCUACUUUGCGUGCAUUGCGCCGACUGUGACAUUUGGUGGAUUACUGGAGGAUAGUACUAAUGGAUACAUGGGAACCAUGGAAAUGAUCGUUGCCUCUUGCUUCUGUGGAGUUUGUUAUUCAUUAUUUUCUGGCCAGCCAUUGACUAUCCUGGGUGCGACCGGUCCCAUGCUGGUGUUUGAAGGAAUUGUCUUUUCGUUCAGUGAGAGCAAUGGUCUGCCAUUCCUGCAGUUUCGCUUCUGGAUAGGCAUGUGGACUGCGGCGUAUCUACUCAUUAUGGUUGCUAUAGAUGCCAGCGCUUUGAUAAGUUUCUUCACUCGCUUCACCGAAGAAACAUUUUCAGCUCUGAUUUCUCUCAUUUUCAUUUACGAAGCGUUUUCCAAGCUUUAUCAGUUAGAGGGCAAGUAUCCUCCUCACGGCGAGUAUCACUUGCGCUCCACCGUGCUGGAAUACAACUGCUCCUGUGCUUCCAACGAUACCGUCUAUGGUCAAAUGCCGUCCGACUUAACCUGGUCAACGUGUACUAACGUCUAUAAUGCAACGGCUGUGGGUCGGGGCUGUCCACCAGAGUCUAUCACUGGUUCAGUGUACUUUGUCUCGUUCAUUGAGCUGUUUGGAACGUUCUUUAUCGUCUAUUUCCUGAAGAAGCUACGCAACUCUCCGUACUUCCCCACUUGGGUGCGAGGCCUCAUCUCUGACUUUGCCGUGGUCAUCGCGAUCAUCUGUAUGUUAGUGUUUGACAUUGUAUUCAGCGUUCCGACACCCAAACUCAACGUUCCCGAGAAUUUUGAACCAACAAGAAGUGCAGAUCGAGGAUGGGUGAUUUCGCCAAUAAAGGGUGUUGACUGGUGGCUGCCACUGGCUGCAUCUAUUCCAGCUAUCUUAGCGUGUAUUCUAGUGUUCAUGGAUCAGCAAAUCACAGCGCUACUCGUCAAUCGGCGGGAGCACAAACUGAAGAAAGGACCUGGCUAUCACUUGGACCUUCUGGUUGUGGCCGUGCUCCUUGCGCUCUGCUCUCUGUUUGGCUUGCCAUGGUUGGUGGCUGCGACCGUACGCUCUGUCACACAUGUUGGCAGUUUAUCAGUAAUGGAUACAAACACAGCACCGGGAGAGAAACCUAAAUUCCUUGGUGUUAGGGAGCAGCGUGUGACGAAUUUCUGCGUCUUCCUGCUGCAUGGCUUGUCUGUACUUGCGGCGCCGGCAUUGAGGCAACUGCCAUUGCCAAUCCUGUACGGCCUCUUCCUGUUCAUGGGCUAUGCGUCCUUGCGAGGUGUGCAGUUCGUUGAGAGACUCCAGCUGCUGUUCAUGCCGCAGAAGUUCCAGUUUGACAUGUACUACGUGCGGCAUGUGCCCAUGUAUCGUAUGCACGCCUUCACUCUCAUCCAGCUGCUCUCUCUCGUUGCCCUGUGCAUUAUCAAGCUGACGCCAGCCAGCUUGAUCUUUCCCAUCGCAGUACUAGGACUUGUUGUAGUGCGUCAUUUCCUCAAGUACAUAUUCACUGACCAAGAACUGGAGAUCCUGGAUGAUAAGAUGCCGGAACUAUUGAAGCGCAAGAAGCAGGAUGCUAAGAAACACGGUGUACCACCAGCACCCUCUGACAGUGAUUGUAGUGAGGUUCUAGAUGCAGAGCAAAUCAUACCCCUCUCUUUGGGGUCAUCUGAGAGCACCGGGGUACGUCAACGCACUAACAAUAUGGCUGCAAAGUCGUUCAAUAUGACUGACGAGCUGAAUCGGUGUGAGUUAUGGCAGCACACUCACAGCCACACUACUCAACGCCUCUCAUCAAUCGACAGCCAAUAUGAGCCAUCUUCUCAACCUGAUGGCGCUGUGGGCAAGGUGCAGAAUGGUUAUGUGCCGUUGCCAAUGGUGCGCGAGUCAGCGUUGUAAACUGUGGUAUUCAUGUGAUGCACCAUCGAGCUCGGUGAUUUCUUCAGCACUUGUACGCAUGGCAGCAUUUUGUAUUUGUCCGUCACUGUGUGGUGUUUCACUGGAAAGCAUAUCCAACUGGAUCAUUCUUUUGGGACAAGUCGAUUGUCACACGUGCAUCCUGGCAGUGCAACUGUGCUUGAUAAUGCUGCUGGUAGUGUCUGUUAACAGUCACUGUGUGCUGGAUGUUAGCGUCAUGUGGGCCAUCCCAGUCCUAUCACCGUAGAAGUCUGCAGUAUGUAGCCGCACAGCACUAGCAUUGGUAUUGUCUGCAGUGUUCAGUGUCCCAGUACUGCCGCCGCCGUUGUGGUCUGUGGUCCGUCAGAGCCCACCUGGCUUGCCAUUCUCUCAUUGUGCAGUGUACGUCUUGUAGGAGUGCAUGUGUCACUUGUGUAACUUUGGUCAUCACAGUGUUUCUGCUGCUUAGUGCCGCCGCUGCUGUUUCUGCUGCUGCCGCAGCCGCUGCUCCUGCUGCUGCUGCUGCUGCUGCUGCUGCUGCUGCUACUGCUGCUGCUGUGUAGUAUUAGGUGGUGUGGACAGGAUCUAUGUAUCUUCUUGUUGUCAGUAGUCUUUCUCUCAUGUACCAUCACUAGCUAGUGGUGCUAGCUGUAGUUGUAGAAAUUUCUACCCACCAUGCCAUGUGGUGGUGAGGGCCUGUGGCUGAGCAGACGGAGAUUUUAGUUUAUCGUGUCGUACUACAAAUAUAGAGUUGCUCGUAGGCAAGGACUGUUAGAGUUGCCUGCUAAUAUAAUAAUUAUUAUCAUUUCAAGGUGAUUUGUAUCUAUGCCGUGCUGCAUCCAUUGCUGCAGUUGAUUUCAGACAUUGAAAUUCUCCACUCUUUGUUCUAUAGCUGCCGGCAGCAUUACUAUCUGAUUUGCAUGCAUGUACGGGCAGGCAGCAGCCUUGCGGCGUGGUGCUGUGCUUGCCCCGUUUAAGUAGCACUAUGUGCACUGCUGUCUGUGCCGUUGAAUCAGUUCAAUGUUGAACAACCGGGCGUUGAGUUAUGUCAGUAUGGUGAUAGCAUACUUUAGCUGUAACUUAUUCUGUGAUCUGGAGCGUAACAAUUACAUGUACUUAUCUCUUGUAGCUUGCACUAGCUUGCUCAGCUGUAUUCCUGCAGAGUGUCUUGUCCUACUGGCAUCAAUGGAACUAUAACCGUGAUCACCUAUUUAUUUCCAGAUACGAUUUCUGUACCUCUUCACACCGAUUUUUAAGCUAAUUUUAUACUUAGAAGUGGCCGAGCAGAUUUUCUGCUAGCCUGGCUAACAUACAAUGUGAUUGUGCCACUGGCAUACAGUACUUGUCCUGCUUACUAAUUAUUAUGUGUUGUUGCUGCUGUUUACUGCUGCUGAUUGCGGCGUUGCUUUUCAACUGUAUUCAGUGCAGCUAUGCUCAGUCUCAACCUUUUCUGGAACUAUUCUUGUGGGGCGUGAA
Sycon ciliatum is the source of this 5478-nucleotide messenger RNA. Its product is annotated as sodium bicarbonate cotransporter 3-like. Lineage: Eukaryota; Metazoa; Porifera; Calcarea; Leucosolenida; Sycettidae. Gene Ontology annotation, cellular component: plasma membrane. Bases 451 to 4005 code for a protein of 1184 amino acids. Gene Ontology annotation, biological process: regulation of intracellular pH; transmembrane transport; bicarbonate transport. The transcript is spliced from 17 exons. Gene Ontology annotation, molecular function: sodium:bicarbonate symporter activity; monoatomic anion transmembrane transporter activity; solute:inorganic anion antiporter activity. The record is from RefSeq and is a predicted model, not a curated record.